UACUGCAACAUCACCGACUUUGGUACUCGUACUUCGCGAUACACUUGUUUUUCAUUCAUUUCGCAUAAUUUGUUUCGCAUGUUAACAAUGCACAACGUCGGGUUUUUGCUGCUGCUUUGUCUUUCCCUUGACAUGAGUCGCUGUGAAAUGGUGCUACAGCAUUCCAGUUCCGCGUAAUCAGUUAGAGUUGUGGAGAGAGCUUCUUGUUGUGUAAACCGGAAUAGGAUGUAAAGUCACCAAUGCAGAUAUUUGCAAAUCGCAACAAUCACAUUGAUGAAAACACCGGAUUAGAAGCUCAGAUUUUGUUGGACAUUUAAAUCGUCCCGUGCUUUUGACGGAAAGAAACAAAACUGAAGUUGGAUGAGCAACAACCUGGCUCGAUCUCACCGUACCGAGUUUCUCCAUUCCCUACGACAACUUCCAGAUUCAAAUUUUUAAUACGACUUCGUCAGCAUCGCAUCCAGUUUUCUAUUACGCACCGGCCACCACUCUUCUCCCAGAUGCCACGGAAAUCAUGCUCAACGCCGAAAGUGGAAUCAACUGCCUCUUCAUCGAAAUAAAAUUGUGGGAUAAGCCGUUUUUGUCGAGUAUCCAAGACUUUGUCACAGGGCGUACGCAGGAUCCACAGACCGUGAUUUCUCCGAUCCCCUUCAAAUGGAUGCUGGUGGAGUACUCAGCGACUGGCCUCACUCGAAGUAUCAAAAACAGUACAUGGCAGCCGAUCGCCAGCAUGCCGCCAACAGUGUCAGUGUGCAUCCGCUGUCCCACACCGAAUGCUUGCAACGAAACUAAAGCAGUCGUUCAAAAGGACAGCGCCCGUUUUGCCUCGCACUUGCUCGUCUCCUUCGCCACCCAGGCACCAGUUUCACGUAAAGUUCCGUUUUGUAUCGACAAAAAACUUCUUCCUUACAACGCCAUUUCGGACAGCAUAAUCGAGCGUUCCGCCGUACAAAACUAUAUGUUCAUGCGUCCGAGCGAUUAUAAAAGCUUCGUGCAAGCAUUUGUCGAGAAUGGCGUUGAACAAAAUCUGGGGACGAAUGAGUUCGUGGACGCUGAUGAAGUAGACAAACUAAUAAGCCAAACAUAUACCCUGAUUCCGUAUAAUGCGACAACAACCGCUAACUUCACCGGCGCCAUGUGGGAGGAGCUUUAUUGGGAGGACGACGAGAGGCCGGAUGAAAAAGCACGACGACUUCAGAAUAUUUUGGGCAAUGGAAACGCCUGGCUGCAGAAGACGCUAGAGGAAAGCAGUGGUGCAGACAGUCGCAAUGAUUCGUUACGAUCCGAGAAUUCCCAGUCUUUGGCCAAAGCGUUUGAGGAAGUACGAUCGUCGACCAGCGGAUUUUACUGGAGCGGCGAUCGGGUAUUAAUCAAACCGUUUCCAGUUUACCGUGUUAGUUUAGAAGCGUUUCGCCAAAAAAAGCCGUUGUGCAGUGGGAUCAUUCACAUCACAAACAGCAAUACCAAUUACACUGUCAGCGCCAAUAUACCGCGCACUUCGCCUCGCGAUGAACCGGCUCUGGUUUCUACAGAUCGAGUUGGUAAAAUAGAUGCGGAAAUCGACCGAAUAGGUGUCGCAAUGGCCAUCGUCCAUUGUCAGUGUCGAUGGGCGGAUAAACUGAGGCGGAUGGCUUUCUCCAAAGACAUCAUGGUGACGUUACGAGACGCUAACGACCGAGCAUUCGAUCAGCGGGUCGUGACAACAACGGACCUUUCCGACGAAUUCACGAUGAUCAUACCACGAACCACUGGCUACAGCAUCCUCUUCGAAGCGUUCGAAUACCAUCCCGUCGUUUUGCGGAACUUCUCGCAUUUGUUUAGUCUCGGCCAGGAGAUUUUCCUGGAACCCCUUCUGUUUAUUUCCAAGGAGCUCAACGGAUUCGGGGCAACAGGAGGAACGGUACGUCUGGUCAAUACCAGCGGUGCUUUUUCAGCUUCAGGAAUACAAGUACAACUGCGAGCGGGAUUGAACAACUGUACGGGUCCACUGCUGGCGAACACCACCACAACUACGAAUGGAACGUGGUCUGUGACGCUUCCAGGGGGACUAUACACAGCUCUAGCAACAAAACCCGAUGAUGACUACACAGCACCGCCCUUCACUGCGGCACUAGUACCCGGACGCGAUAGCUUUCGUGACUGGGCAGUGACCCCAAAGUUAUUAAACGGAGAUGUCCGAAUCAUUUUGCGAGGAACCGGGUUGAACUUGUACAAUGUUUAUUUGCGGGUUUCCGGGCCUAACGGCACCCAGCUUGCGGAGACGCAAGGAAACACCACAGUGAGUGCGGACGGGUUAAUGGUCUACAGUCACAUGGACACGAUAUUCGGCAGCGUUUUUAUACGAAAACAGCUGCCCGGUGUCUAUCGAAUACAAGUGUAUGAAUUGAAUGCGAUGCAGUCGAAGCCGGAUUCCGAAUGGAAUCUGUCCAACUCGCGGUCAUUGGUGGAAAUCUACCGUGGCGAAACAUUGUGGGGGCAGUAUUUCGUGCCGAUUAAAGACGGGAAUAUGUGGACUGUUGCUGAAAUCAAUGGAUUACGUAUAAGGGCUAUAAACGACAUGAGUACGGUGCAAGAAUAAUUCGUGCGGUCAUGGGACUUCUUCCUCCUCGAAAUGAAAACAGAACCACAAUUUUUCGGUUGAUGGUUGCUUUGUUCCGCCUCCUUGUAAAAUACAUACAGUAUUUGGUGCAUGACACUGCGUGUCUAUUAAUUUGUUAACGAGGUCGGCAGAAAGGGAAAGCCGCUUCUUUUCCACUGCUCAACUUUACGAUUGGAACUGCUCUGGUACAGUAUUAUCUGGAACUGAGCUUUUAUUUUCGCUCCUCCUCCACACGUUAACUGCGCAACACCGUCAAAUCUGCUCUUACGCUACCUUAUUUCAUUGCUCUUAUUGUUUACAAAAACUUCUAAAAAUUUUCGGUUUCUCAUCCUUUCUUAUGCAAUCUAGCCAAUGGCCCAAUGCCACCAGAUCGGGGUGGCCGCCAUGCAAAGGUUCUUAACCAAAGUGUGGUGGAUCAGAUCAGAAUGUGCGGUUUUAUGCAUGAUGUCUGAUUGCCGUAACGUCCGUAUGAAAAUA
Paramacrobiotus metropolitanus is the source of this 3076-nucleotide messenger RNA. RefSeq lists its product as uncharacterized. The record is from RefSeq and is a predicted model, not a curated record. Lineage: Eukaryota; Metazoa; Tardigrada; Eutardigrada; Parachela; Macrobiotidae. The coding region runs from base 515 to 2578 and encodes 687 amino acids. The transcript has 4 exons.